This is a messenger RNA of Anopheles maculipalpis, 2019 nucleotides long. Its product is annotated as zinc finger protein Xfin-like. The transcript has 2 exons. Bases 1 to 2019 code for a protein of 672 amino acids. NCBI's taxonomy places the organism in Eukaryota, Metazoa, Arthropoda, Insecta, Diptera, Culicidae. The record is from RefSeq and is a predicted model, not a curated record.
AUGCAUCCUGUAGUACGGUGUAGUUGGUGUGACGAAUUUUCCGACGAUUGGAGAGAAUUCAACAGCAGUGUAGUUGUCUCGGGAAGAGAUGUAAUAAUUCGUGAUAUGAUCGAUAUUUUUCAGUUGCCUCAGGGUUGGAACAUCAAACACAACGAAGAAAUAUGCAUGAAAUGCUUGCAAAGAUUAGAAUAUUGCUACCAAUUCUAUGGAACAUUGUUAACUAAAGCGUCAAAAGAAAGUAAUGCACCCACUGAUCUAACUAAGGAUCUAUCUAAGGACGGCUCCUACAUACAGUGUCCCGGCUGUGACGCUUCUUUUCCUUCCCAGCUAGAAUUAGAAAAACACUCCAAAAUACAGCAUCCCAAAUCGAAGGGCCACUUUCACUACUGUCAUAUGUGCAAAAAGUCAUUUAAAACCAACCGUGGCAUGUUACAGCACUGUGCAAUUUAUCAUGGAGCACAGGAAACUUACUGUUGCCACAUGUGCGAACGGCAGUUUCUCACCAAAACCAACUAUACAAAUCAUAUGCGCUAUCACCAGGACCAUGUGUGCUGUUUUUGCAACAGCGGAUGGAUAAACGAUACCAGCGUGCUGGAGCACGUGCGUACCAGCCACCCGGAUCGGUUGUUUGUUUGUCACUUUUGCAGCCGAAAGGAACGGCUAAAGAAGUGUCUUAACCGACAUCUACGUGCCACCCAUCAGCAGGAAUCGAAUCCUUAUUUCUGUGGCCACUGUGGUACCAAUAGUUGCACCUACGAGAGUUAUGAAAAGCUAACGGAUCAUUUGCAACAACAACAUCAUGAGGACGAAGGGAACGUUGAUGAAAAGGAUGCUUACGGAACUCUUUUGAAUGAUUCUCUAUUUUCGAAGGAGUUGGAUUUACACGAAAUAGAUGUGAUUGUUAAGGAGCAGGAGCUAUUUCUACAAAAUUUUCAUUUAAUUAGGAGUGGCAAUGAGAAGCAGGAAUUUUCUCGACCAAUUGAACCACGCAUCGAUCAAAGGAUGGUACUUGAAGAUUUCCUCGAUGAAGCGUUCGAGAAUGACGAGAUCUGGAAUAAGUACAUUGAAAACGGCGAGGAGUAUCUAAUCGACGAUUACGAUUUCUAUCUACAAGGAGCGGAAAAUAAUACGGAACAAGAAACGAGCGCGUACGCAUGUCCACAGUGUCAGCGAGGAUUUCAAAAGCAGCAACAUUUAUCCGUUCAUCUUGCCGAGGAGCACGACGCACCGAGUCUGGUGUGUAACGAUUGUGGUGCUAGCUUUACCCGUCGAUCAAACUAUCGCACCCAUCGGCGAGAACAUCUGAAGGACAAUGUACGCUUUCGUGAGAACAAUAUUCCCGAAAUGGAGGAAGCUCUUUCGCUGGUUCAAAGCACUUCCUUGAAUUACUCGGUACUCGAUAAAGAAGGAGGAUAUUUAUUCACGUGCAAUCUGUGUGAUCGCACCUUCCAGCGGAAACACAAUCUGGAAAAGCACCGUUGUCCGUUCUACAAUCCUUCCCAGCGACAAAGCACAGAGGAAGGAGAGACAACGGUCGAACGCGCGCACCAAUUGGACAUUGGAGCAUCGGAUCUUCCAACCAACCAGGAAAUCAUCUACUGUAUGCUUUGCGAUCGCCGGUUUAGCUCUACCUCUGGGCUGAAGUAUCAUCUCAAACGACACACGGGCAUGAAAGCGUUCGCAUGUUUAUACUGUGAGAAACGAUUUACAGCGAAUUCGAACCUGCACGCACACAUCCGGAACGUGCACAGCCAGCGGAAGGAGUACCGGUGCACCGAGUGCAAUGAAUUGUUUGCUACUAAAGAUCACCUCAAUAAACACCAACGAUCGCGGCACCGACAGGAACGUACCUACGUUUGUGGCGAGUGUGGUAAGAGCUACUUGCAACGAUCGCAUUUGAACGAUCACGUGGCAGCGAGCCAUCGUGAAGAACGAUACAUGUGUAACAUUUGCAAUGGUUCUUACGUUAGUAAAAGUUCCUUGAAACGGCAUCAGCAGCAGAAACAUGAUGUUUUGUGA